Molecule: messenger RNA, 1532 nt
Organism: Ornithorhynchus anatinus (platypus)
Lineage: Eukaryota; Metazoa; Chordata; Mammalia; Monotremata; Ornithorhynchidae
Gene: ASAH1
Product: N-acylsphingosine amidohydrolase 1
Exons: 14
Coding region: 85-1272 (395 amino acids)
Biological process (GO): fatty acid metabolic process
Cellular component (GO): lysosome
Molecular function (GO): N-acylsphingosine amidohydrolase activity; fatty acid amide hydrolase activity
Source: RefSeq, a predicted model, not a curated record
GGCGCGCGGCUGCGGCAGAGCAGCGCUGCUCGCCUCGCGGCCCCUGCUGCUGCUCCUCGUCGUCGCGGGCGCGCGGGCGGGAAGAUGCGCGGCCCGGCUGCCUUCGUCCUCGUCGCCCUGGCCGCCGCCGUCGCGCGCACCCUGGGCCAGCAAGCGCCGCCGUGGACCGAAAACUGCCGGAACUCAACGUACCCCCCGUCUGGGCCCACCUUCCGGGGGACCGUGCCGUGGUACACCAUCAACCUCGACUACCCCCCCUACAAGCGAUGGCACGAGGUGGUGGCCGACCGAGGGCCCGCGAUGAGACGCAUCGUCCAGUCCUUGAAGGACCUGGUGAACGCUUUCAACCCCAGUGGAAGGGUCAUGAAGAUGGUGGAUGAGAAAUUGCCCGGGAUGCUUGGCCACUUCCCUGGGCCGUUUGAGGAGGAGAUGAAGGGGAUCGCGGACGUGACGGGCAUUCCGCUGGGAGAGAUCAUUUCCUUCAACAUUUUCUACGAGUUUUUCACCAUCUGCACGUCUCUGAUCGCUGAGGACCAAGCAGGGCACCUGAUCCACGCCCGGAACAUGGACUUUGGGAUUUUCCUCGGGUGGAACGUAAACAACCACUCGUGGGUGGUGACGGAGCAGCUGAAGCCGCUGACGGUGAACCUGGACUUCCGGCGCGGCAACGAGACUGUGUUCCUGGCUUCCACCUUCGCCGGCUACGUGGGCAUGCUGACCGGGAUCCGGCCGGGGGCCCUCACCCUCACGCUGAACGAACGGUUCAACAUAAAUGGCGGCUACAUGGGGAUCCUCGAGUGGCUGCUGGGCCGGAGGGAUGGCAUGUGGAUCGGCUUCAUUACGAGGGCGGUGCUGGAGAACGCCACCAGCUAUGAAGAAGCCAAGAACGUCCUGACCAAGACACCCAUCCUGGCCCCGGCCUACUUCAUCCUGGGGGGCAGUCGCUCCGGCCAGGGUUGCGUCAUCACCCGCGACCGCAAGGCCACGGUGGACGUUUACGAGCUGGACGCCCUGCGUGGCCGUUGGUACGUGGUGCAGACGAACUACGAUCGUUGGAAGCGUCCGUUCUUCCUGGAUGACCGCAGGACGCCCGCCAUGACCUGCCUGAACCGCACCACGCAGGGGCGCAUCUCAUUCGCCUCCGUGUACGACGUCCUCUCCACCAAGCCCAUCCUCAACAAGCUCACCGUGUACACGACGCUGAUGGACCUCUCCCGGGGGAAGUUUGAGACCUACCUUCGGGACUGCCCAGAUCCCUGCAUCGGCUGGUGACCGCCGGAGCCAGACCCCCGCCCCCGGCUGCCUGGAGCGGCCGCGCCACCGUCACCCCCGCCCCGUUCUGCCCUCAGGGAUCCAGCACCGCAGACUGGCACUCUCCACCGCCGGGCUGGUCUUGGCCGGCCUGGCGGCGGAUAAUGGGAUGGGUGGUCCCACCCCCUCUGGUCUAGCCGGGGGCAAGGGCUGGAAGCCGAUUGGCUUUUUCCCCCCCUCUCAGCCACCACUGUUUGAGUAAUAAAAUGUGCCAGACCAAG